GUAUGAAUCUGGAUGAUUCCUCUCUUAGGUCGGCCUCAUCCACUCUGCUUUGCAGUAUUCUCUUCUCUCCUUUUUCUGGCUUGUGGGUUUUUCUUUUCUCCGCCUCCUCUUUUGCUAAUUCGGUUAUUUUUGCCGACCUUGGACCUCAAUUUCCCUUCAUAAUCAUCACAGUAUCUCUCACAUCUACCCUUCUAAGAUUGGGACACCACCAUCUCUGCACUUCCCAGCUUCUCUUUUCUCUGUUUUCCAUCUGUGGGAAGAGAAUUAAGGCCGAGCUUUUCAGAGAAAGGAAGAGAUGGGGUUUUUCAUAUCUUCUUCGUGAGGAAUAUCAUUUCUCCAUGGGCAGAGAAAAGAUGGUGUUCAUGGUUUUAGGUCAGGUCGCUGUAGUUUUUGGUUUGCAGACCCUCUCAGACAAGUAAUCCAGCGUUGGAUAGCGACUCCUUCUGAGAACCACUCAUCAUAUCCCCCCUUCCCCUUCACGAGAUCCGGUCACUCCUUUUUGUGUUCUUUUCUUGUUUGAACGAAUGAUAUUCUUGGUCUCACUGAAAUCUAUCAGAGUCUGAAAAAAAAAAAAAAAAAAAACUCCAGGGUGAGGGAAAGAGAAAAUGAUAUUCUUCUGUCCUCCAAGAUCAGGUUUUCCGUCGGUAGGUGGGGAUUUGAGCUCCAAAAAGGAGGGUGGGUGCUUUUGAAUUCCUCAAACUAGUGACCCAAUUGUAUUUUGUUUCCGUCAAACUCUCUCUCUCUCUCUCUCUCUCUCUCUCCACCCCUCCCCCAACACCAUGUCUAGUUCAAUUUCUGAAGAGGCCAGUGUUUCUUCUGGCAACAAUAACAACAGAGUGGAAUUCUGCAUAGGAGUUCAGGCUCCUAAUUUCACAACCAUCACUCCUCCUCCCUCACACCAACAGCCUGCGAAAAAGAAAAGAAGUCUCCCCGGAAACCCAGAUCCUGAUGCAGAAGUUAUCGCUCUAUCUCCGAAGACUCUCAUGGCCACCAACCGUUUCAUCUGUGAGAUUUGCAACAAGGGCUUCCAGAGAGACCAGAAUCUGCAGCUCCACAGGAGAGGCCACAACUUGCCUUGGAAGCUGCGGCAGAGAACCAGUAAAGAGAUGAGGAAGAGGGUCUAUGUGUGCCCAGAACCAUCCUGCAUCCACCAUGAUCCCUCAAGGGCUCUAGGUGAUCUCACAGGCAUCAAGAAGCACUUCUGCAGAAAGCAUGGAGAGAAGAAGUGGAAAUGUGAGAAGUGCUCGAAAAAAUAUGCAGUUCAGUCUGACUGGAAAGCUCACUCGAAGAUAUGUGGAACAAGGGAGUAUAGAUGUGAUUGUGGAACCCUCUUCUCUAGGAAGGACAGUUUCAUUACCCACAGAGCCUUCUGCGACGCCCUGGCAGAAGAAAGCGCGAGACUUUCUGCACCCAUAAACCCUCUCCUCCCGCCUUCCUCCCUACCACCCACCAUUACCCAACCUCCCCUCCACAACACCUUCGCUUCCUUCAACCAAGAAUCUACUCUUUUCCCAAAAUGGGACGCCCAAAUCCAAUCCCAAGACACACAGGAGAAGAAGCCAGAGCGCUGCUCCCUCCUCCUAGACCACACCAACAAACCCACUUCCCUCCAGUACCCCCAGCACCCACUCUUCACAAGCUAUCAAACCGAGCAACAAUCCCCUCUCCUCAUGGCUACCCCCUUCAACCUCCCCCUUCCUCCCUUCUCCCCACACCUCUCAGCAACCGCCCUCCUGCAGAAGGCAGCAGAGAUGGGUGCAACUCUAAGCAGCCCCUCUGCCAGUCUCCUCUCAGUUGCUCACAUGACCUCCAAGGGUGAGACUGCAUCUGCAGGCUGCAUGCAGCAGGAGCUAGUAGGGCAGCACCCACAUACUGACAUGGAGGAGAGGAUUGCACAGAUGGUCUCAGCCUUGGCCCAUGAAGGAGGCGGAGGACAAGGUGGGUCAGGUGGUGAGGUGGUGAUGGGUGGUGGCGAGGAGGUGGGCUCAGUACAGAUGAGCUUGCAUGCCAUGUUGGCCGAUCAGAAGGAAGGUUGCAAGAGUCAAUUCACAAGAGACUUCUUGGGGGGUUGCCUUAGUGGGAUGGAGAUUGGCGUGAGUGCAUAUGAGAGCGACUGCUCCUUGAGGCCGAGCCCUACUGUUGCCGGUUUCCGGUUCUCUCCGGCUGCACAAUCAUGGCAGAGUUGAGAUAACUUGUCUCUCAUAAAUUUUCUCUUCCUUGAUUUCCGUUUUCUUUCUCUUUUUUUUGGUACCAUGCAUAAAAUCGUAUAUUUGUUUACGUA
Messenger RNA from Nymphaea colorata (pocket water lily), 2281 nucleotides. RefSeq names its product protein indeterminate-domain 12-like. Gene Ontology annotation, cellular component: nucleus. The record is from RefSeq and is a predicted model, not a curated record. The transcript has 3 exons. The coding region runs from base 780 to 2186 and encodes 468 amino acids. Gene Ontology annotation, molecular function: DNA-binding transcription factor activity. Lineage: Eukaryota; Viridiplantae; Streptophyta; Magnoliopsida; Nymphaeales; Nymphaeaceae.